Molecule: messenger RNA, 5097 nt
Organism: Oryzias melastigma (Indian medaka)
Lineage: Eukaryota; Metazoa; Chordata; Actinopteri; Beloniformes; Adrianichthyidae
Gene: stk36
Product: serine/threonine kinase 36 (fused homolog, Drosophila)
Exons: 21
Coding region: 209-3508 (1099 amino acids)
Biological process (GO): protein phosphorylation
Cellular component (GO): cytoplasm
Molecular function (GO): ATP binding; protein kinase activity
Source: RefSeq, a predicted model, not a curated record
CAAACGAAGCUGUCAGUGCGGAACGAUUGAAGUCCUAAAAAUGCGCACUUAAACUAUUGUUUUCUCCUUUUGUCCUCCGAAAUACUUUAGAGUCAUUCAGCAAAAAAGGUGUGAGCCCCUUACAUGUUUUUAGGUGUUUAUAAGUGAGGUUCUGGUUGAUUCGAGCGCGUUAAGGUUCGGUUCCGUGUUUUUUUGCGGCGCCUCUGAAAUGAAUUCCUAUCACGUCUUGGAGCUGGCCGGAGAGGGUUCGUUCGGCCGGGUUCACAAGGGUAGGAAAAAGGGCAGCGGCCAGGUGGUGGCUCUGAAGUUCAUGCCCAAAGUGGGUCGAACCGACAAGGAGCUGCGAAGCCUCAAGAGGGAAAUCGAGAUAAUGAGGAAUUUAAAACAUCCAAAUAUCGUCCAGCUCUUUGACAGUUUUGAAACAGACACUGAGGUUGUGGUUGUAACAGAGUAUGCAGAGGGUCAACUCUUUCAGGUCCUAGAAGACGAUGGAAAUUUGCCCGAAAGUUUGGUCCGUGAGAUCGCCUGCCAGCUGGUCUCAGCUCUGUAUUAUCUACACUCCCAUCGUAUUCUUCAUCGGGACAUGAAACCACAAAAUAUUCUGCUGGGAAAAAGUGGAGUGGUGAAACUGUGUGACUUUGGUUUUGCCAGAGCCAUGAGCGCCUCCACCCUGGUGCUGACGUCCAUCAAAGGAACGCCGCUGUACAUGUCUCCUGAGCUGGUGGAGGAGAAGCCGUACGACCACACUGCAGAUCUGUGGUCUUUGGGCUGCAUUCUCUACGAACUCCACACAGGGGCGCCACCCUUCUACACUAACUCCAUCUUCCACCUGGUGCAGCUGAUCGUGAAGGACCAGGUCAAAUGGCCUGACACAAUGAGUGAUGCCUGCAUGAGUUUUCUGAAAGGUUUACUCACCAAAGACCCAGAGAAAAGGCUGUCAUGGCCAGACCUCCUGCACCAUCCCUUUGUUGCUGACGGAGUCUUAGCAGUGCUGUCGGACACCGACGCGUUCAGCCCUUUGACUGUCACUCCCAGCCCGGAUGUGCUCGCUCGGAAACAGAAGCAAGUGGCAGAAAAGUCUGCGGCGGGAUCUGGAGAGAGCAGAUUACUGCGGAAGGUCAGAGAGCAGAUGGAGAACAAGAAGAAGCCCACAGGCAGCGACAGCACCAAAAUUAAAAAGGAUGAGAAUAGGAAAACCAGCACUUCUGCAACCUCCUCUAAGGAGAUUUCUGCACUUCGAGAUGCUUCACCCCAAGCCACCAAAUCUAAAAGGCUUCUUUUGUAUAGCAGAGGUCAGAUCAGCAGAGACUACGAGCAGGAGUUCCCCGGUAUGGAGGUGGGGCCACGUCUGCUGCGAAGGAACAGUGAAAUCUGUCAAAGCUCUCUGCACAGACUGCAUAAAGACAGUACGGACUACUGGGAGAUUCUGCUCCAACAAUCAGAUCCAAGCACACAGCAGAGAGAGCCACUGAAGUACAAUGAAAUCAUACCUCAAAUUAAAUCAAGAAUCGAGGCCUUCAAAGCUCAGUUAACAGCUGGUUCAGUAAAGGAAUUGCAACAGAUUCAACUUCCACUGAAGGUCCUGCGUAAUCUGAUACUGAUGUCUGACCUGGAGAAGUCCGACCGCAUCGGCACUGAACUUCAGCUACCGCACCUCCUCUUUGAUCUGAUUCACAAAUGUGUAGACGACUCAGAUUUCAUCAAGCAACGAUCAAGUGUGCCAAUCUUUGGAGAAUUGAUGGCGUUACUUUUGGUCUACUGGGAAAAACACCAAAACUGGAUGGAGGAAGAAGAAUCAAGACUGGAGGAGUUCAUCAAGCCUUUCAGCACCAUACUUGCUCAUUCAGACCUCCUCGCUCUGGCACCUCUGGCUGCUUCUGUUUUGUCUCUUUUCACCCAACACGUUGAUGUUCCAGUUGAUGUGAAAACUGUGACCUCCUCGCUUAAAACUCUUCUCUCUAACUCAUUUAAGCCCCACAUUCCUCUUCCUUGUGGUUGGGGUCUUUGUGAUGGCCUCCUCUGUUUGCUCCUGCACGCGCUUUUUGAACAUGAAAAACCCCACACAUCUAUUUUCUUGAGUUCUGACGUGUUUGUGGAUCUAUGGAAAACCUUAGGAAACUCUUUAGGAAGUGGAAAAGCAAUGAUCAAAAUAUGUUCAGCAAAUGGGCUUCAGUCCUUUCUGUCUCUUGCUCUGUAUGUCUUCACCUUGGAUCCAUACUCCUGCGUUCCUCUGUUCAUUCAGAAUGAAUCAAAAUGCGUGCACACGCUUGGCCGUCUGCUGGGUCCUGACAGUUUAGAUCUGUUUACCAAAGACCCCCCUGGGAGAAGUGAGAAGGAGCUCAGCUGCAACAGCCUAACCACACUUAGCUGCCAUUUACUGUGUUUUCCAUUCGCCCUGGACCUCCCCCCACUCUCCAUGUCCUCGGUGCUGCAGGUGUAUGACAGCUGUGGGAUCACUUCAAGCCUCCUGCAGGUGGUUCAAACGCUCCCUCUAACACUCCUGGAGCUGCCGCUGUCCCUGCUUAGCCGUUUGCUUAUUUGUGAUCCCGAGCGCUCCCUUCCUCACCUCAGAGACUCCUCUUCAGGCCUUUUUUCACCCCCUCGGGAGAUGCAGUCUGCUUCCUGUGGACGGCAGACUGCUCUAACCAGAACUCCCACAUCUCUCCUCUCUGAGCUGCUGCAGGUGGAUGGACUGUGGGAUGCUGCCGUUGAGCUUCUCACAGUUUUAUCCCAAAUCGCCCGAUUUUCCCCGAGAUUUUCCGUCCCUCUGCUACACGUGGAAGUCUCUGUGCUGGAGCAGGGCUUGACUCACCCAUAUGAUCAGAUCAGGGUUGCCACAUGCAGAUUUUUGGGACAUUUAGAUCCAUUUGUGUCUCUUGUGACAGAUACGCUACCACCUGAUCUUUUCAGAGUCAUGAUAGACUGCCUCCGUGAUCCCUACAUGCCCGUCAGGCGAUCGGCUUGCAGGGCAGUGGGGAACUGGCUGGGUCACAUCGCAGAAAGAACGGCGUUGAAAACCUGCACAUUUUCUGCCGUUGACACCACAGGGAGGGGUAAAAUUAAGGAUCAAAGUCAACUAUGUUACCAGGCAGUAGGGGGUGAUACAACAAUGACUGAUGAGACAGACGAAGACGUGGGGAGGGGAUGGACAGAGGAAGCAAAGAGGUCAGUGACCUCGCUGGCUGGUCUGCUCAGCGACUCCGAUGCCGUCACACGUCGACAUUGUUGUGUGGCUCUGGGAAACCUGGUUAAAACUGACGGGGCAGCAUCCCUGCUGGUGGAGGAGGACGUUCCAGCUUUACUCCUGAGAGCCGCGUGCGCAGAUUCCCAUCAUGCCGUGAAACAAGCCGCCAUUUCCACGCUAAGCUUGUACAGGCAGCAGGACGCCAUGCAGCAGGUCCUGGCGUCCCUCGAUGCGAGUAAGAAACUUCUGCAGGCUUUACACGACGCCUCUCUUCAUAAUGACCACAAAGCGGAUGUAGCACCAGCUCUCCAAAAACGGACAUAACUUCACAGUCACUUCAUUCUGAGGAGUGUGAGAAGUGUUUUGGUGAAACUCGACGACGACGCACAUCGGAUGAGUUUUUGUAGUUUGGGGCUGAACUGUAGGCGACUAAAGUUUUUAAGACAUUUCUUCAGAAAUGAUCAGCUGUAAAACUUUCUGAAACCUGGUCUUGCUCAAAUAAACAUUGCACUCUUCUUUUUUGUCUUUUCCGUGCACUGUGGUGCAAAAAAACAAACAUCCACCAACAAUUAAGAGCAAUCUUUUGAAAAUGUGUCCCCUGCUUUUUCUCGCCUUCUCGUCUCCAAAAGUCAAAUCUGCUUAGUAAUGAGAUAAAUGUUUUUAAAAGUGAGUUUCGUUUUAUUAGUCACGAACAAGCCAGGAGCUAGCCUUCUCCCCAAGAAAAACACAUCUACAGAAAGCAUUGCAUCUUAUUUCAUCACCGUCAUCACCAUCAUCUUCGUCGGGAGUGAGGGGGUGAAAAGGCUAGGCGAAUGAGUGCAGAGAGGAGCAAAAAGAACAGGGGCGUUAGCAGCAAAAACAUACUUGGAGUCAAUUUCCCAACUUGAUUGUACAAAAGUGUUUUAAAACCCGCUUGUGAAUAACUCCAGUUGGAGUUUUGAAGGAGCAAACUGCAGCACAGAGCUCCACUUUGACCGUUAUUUCUUUUGGAUGAAUUAAAGCUCGCUGGAAAGAAAAAUAAAACAAAAGAUCUGAAUAAAAGUGACGAGGUCUGAUGUAAAGUGAGGUCUGAGGCUUGGCAAAAAGCAUUUCUUCAGGACACUUGCUUCUUAGAUCACUUUCAUCUUGAUGCUUUUCUUUAAAAAAAAGAAUAAAAAGCCAGAGGCUGAAACAGAACGAGAACAAGCAAAACUGGAUUCUUCAUGCUGAAACCAGAAAGGUUAUUUCGAAGUCAUUUGUUUAAUCAUUCAUGUGUGAAAAGCGUUCAUCAAAAGCUGGAAACUUGAGGCCUCAAAGGCAAAAGAAAAGACUGAGGGACAUUACAAAACGACUUCAGAGAUCAUCUAUUGUUCCGUUUUCAGUCACUUCUUCCUUUUUAUAGAACGGCUUCACAAUCAUCAUUCAAUAGUCUAUGAUCAAUUAGAUUAGACAAUUCACACAACAGCAAACAAACACAAAUUCUACUUUUGCAGAUGUUUUAGAGACAUAUUUAUUCUUGAUUUAAUUGAUGUUUUUAAGGUGCAAUUUGACCUUAAAAUAUCAAAGACUUUUAUUUUUUCCUGAUGAGAUAAAAGAACAGGAAGAUGUUGCGGCAAAUUACAAUUAAAAUAAGCAUUGUCGCAAUUCUGGUUCCCAGUAAAGAAUUUUUUUUUUUUUUCAUUUCUUUAGUGUUUCCAGAAAUGCAUACAAGCAUUGUCACUUUAGAACACUAGAAACUAAACUGGAUGGAAAACUGUCAGUUAAUUUGAUCAUUUACAUUCCAGGAUGUGCUCAACAAAAGACAUAAAGACAAACACUUGUGGGAAACCAGACUACUUGACUUUAGUUGUGCAUUUUUUUUUUUUUAGUAGAACGUCUGAUUUUACCAAAAAACGUUAAUUCUAUGAACUAAAAAGGUUAAACUCCUCACCGAU